Messenger RNA from Ochotona curzoniae (black-lipped pika), 3103 nucleotides. It is a transcript of the gene ITIH4, whose product is annotated as inter-alpha-trypsin inhibitor heavy chain 4. The transcript is spliced from 23 exons. Gene Ontology annotation, biological process: hyaluronan metabolic process. The record is from RefSeq and is a predicted model, not a curated record. NCBI's taxonomy places the organism in Eukaryota, Metazoa, Chordata, Mammalia, Lagomorpha, Ochotonidae. Bases 53 to 2980 code for a protein of 975 amino acids. Gene Ontology annotation, molecular function: serine-type endopeptidase inhibitor activity.
CUCCCCACUUGCUCUUGAGGGCAGGAGCAACCCGGCAGACUCCGGAGUCGACAUGGAGACCCCAGCGCGUGUAUGUACUUGGGUCCUUGUGCUGAGCCUGCUCUUGCUGCAUGCAGGCCUCCAGACGGCCACCGUCCCCCAUGAGAGCGGCGGCAUCGACAUCUACAGCCUCACCGUGCACUCGGAGGUCUCAGCACGCUUUGCCCGCACCGUGAUCACCAGCCGUGUGGUCAACAGGGCCGAAACGGUGCAGGAGGCCGCCUUCCAGAUAGAGCUGCCCAGGAAGGCCUUCAUCACCAACUUCUCCAUGACCAUCGAUGGCGUGACCUACCCGGGAAUCGUGAGGGAGAAGGCUGCGGCCCAGGAGCAGUACAGCGCAGCCAAGGCCAGGGGGGAGAGCGCCAGCCUUGUCAAGACCACCGAGAGGAAGAUGGAGCGGUUUGAGGUAUCAGUGAGUGUAGCCGCUGCCUCCAAGGUCACCUUCAAGCUAGUGUAUGAGGAACUGCUCAGGCGGCGCCUGGGCGCGUAUGAACUGCUGUUCAAGGUGCAGCCACAGCAGCUGGUCCAGCACUUGCAGGUGGACGUUCACAUCUUUGAGCCACAGGGUAUCAGCUUCCUGGAGACCGAGAGCUCCUUUAUGACCAAGGAGUUGGAGGAAGCCCUGAUCACCUCGCAGAACGAGACCAAGGCUCACAUCCAGUUCAGACCCACCCUGUCCCAGCAGCAACAGUCUGGAGGGCUCCUGAACGGCAACUUCAUCAUCCGCUACGACGUGAUCCACACCCCCUCUGGCGGCUCCAUUCAGAUCGAGAACGGCUAUUUUGUGCACCACUUUGCACCUGAUGGCCUUCCUGCGUUGUCCAAGAACGUGAUCUUUGUCAUCGACAGCAGUGGCUCUAUGUUAGGCAGGAAAAUUGAGCAGACCCAAGAAGCCCUAAUCAAGAUCCUAGAUGACCUCAGCACCAAAGACCGGUUCAACCUCAUCGUCUUCAACCGGGUAGCCUGGCUGUGGAAGCCGAGGCUGCUGCAGGCCUCAGUUGAGAACGUGAGGAAAGCCAAGAGCUAUACAGCCAGCAUUGUGGCCCAGGGAGGGACCAACAUCAAUGAGGCCAUGCUGAAGGCUGUGCAACUGCUGGACAGCGAGCGGGCUGAGCUGCACCCAAGGAGCGUCUCCCUCAUGAUCCUGCUCACCGAUGGGGAUCCCACGGAGGGAGUGACCAAUCUUGAAAUGAUCCAGAGGAACGUCCGGGAAGCCAUUGGCGGCCACUACAGCCUCUUCUGCCUGGGCUUUGGCUUUGAUGUCCACUACUCAUUCCUGGAAAAGCUGGCACUGGAUAAUGGUGGCCUGGCCAGGCGCAUCUAUGAGGACUCUGAUGCUGCCCUGCAGCUGCAGGACUUCUACCAGGAGGUGGCCCAACCGCUGCUGAUGUCUGUGAGCUUUGAGUACUUAAGCAACGCUGUGGAGGAGGUGACACAGGAUAACUUCCAGUUCCACUUCAUGGGCUCUGAGAUGGUGGUGGCCGGGAAGCUGCGGCCCCAGAGCCCUGCCGUGCUGUCGGCCAAAGUCAGUGGGCAAGGGCAAUCAGAGAACAUCACCUUCUACGUGGAGUCCGGCACGGCCGAGCAGGAGGAGGCGUUGCGGGGCCGCCAGUAUGUCUUUGGCAGCUUCAUGGAGAGACUCUGGGCCUACCUGACCAUCGAGCAGCUGCUGGAACAGAUUGUCUCUGCGCCCAAGGCCGAGCAGCAGGCCCUCGAGUCCCGAGCUCGAAACCUGUCACUCAACUACAACUUUGUCACUCCUUUCACGGCCAUGGUGGUCACCAAACCUGAAGGCCAGGAGCAGUCUCAAGUUGUUGAGAAGCCCACGGAGGAGGAGAAGAAGCACAGUGCUGCUCAUCCAGGAAGUUUUGCUUUAUCCAAAGUUCACCGCAAAGGCCGCAAACACUACAACCCAACAGGUUCUAGGGUCAAAAUGAGUUCCCAGUUCGGAGUGUAUGGUUCUCCAGCCAGAUUCAGACGCCCUCAUCCUCAAGGUCCUCGUCAGUUUUCUUACGGUGGUCCUCAUCCUACUUACGGCGGUCCUCAUCCUACUUACGGUGGUCCUCAUCCUACUUACGGUGGUCCUCAUCCUGCUUACGGUGGUCCUCAUCCUGCUUACGGCGGUCCUCAUCCUACUUAUGAAUCUUUUCUUCCUGAUUCUGUGCUUGACCUCUUCGACACUAAGAACCUGCCAAGGCUGCCAAAAUGGAGGCUCUACACGCCUACACCUGUGGCUGCUUCAGUGCCUUUCAUCCCUUCAGCUACCAGGUUAACCAAAGUGGUUGAAAUGGACACGGAAGACCAAGGAAUCACCAUGCCAAAUCCAACUUCAGCCCCGUCCCAGGCACCUUCCAUCUUCCUGCCGGUGCAUGGACCUGGUGUGGACCAGCUCUGUGUGGACAUCAGAAGCUCCCAGGGACCCAUAAACCUCAUCUCAGACCCUGACCAAGGGAUCAAGGUCACAGGCCAGUAUGAGGUGAAGACUGGCUUCUCGUGGGUCAAGGUGAUGGUCAAGAAUCCUGAGCUGCAGGUUCACGCGACCCCAGAGCAUGUGGUGGUAACUCGGAACCGAAGGAGCUCAGAGUACAAGUGGAUGAAGACAAUGUUUUCUACGUUGCCAAACCUCAAGAUAACCAUGGACAGUACGGGGCUCCUGCUGAUCAGUGGCCCCCACCGAGUGACCGUUGGCCUGCUGCCCUGGGGUGACCACAAGACGGGCCUCCUGCUGCUGCUCCGCCACACGGACCGCUUCUCCCGCAACGUCCGUGGAACCAUCGGCCAGUUUUACCCCACUGUGCUCCUGAGUCCUUCCUCUACAAAAGAAAACCAGUGGAUCCUGAAGGCGCAGGCUGACGACUAUGUUGUCACCAGGGAGCACAGGCUGGAUUACCAAGAGGGGCCUCCAGGAAAGGAGACAGCCUGCUGGAAUGUGCGGCUGUAGCUGCACUACAAGAAGCCCGGCCCCUGGCUCUCUGUCCACCACGUCCACUGCCUGCAGAUGUGUGCCACCUGCAGGGCAGGAAGUUCCCAUGAGUCACAAAUAAAGGAAGCAGUGGGUCCAGGA